UCCAGCAGCAACCAGAGAGUGAACCAAUAAAACAAUGCAAUCUCUACAGGAAAAGGCUUCGGAAUGGAGUGGGGUUGACCCAAAUGAUGCAUUCGCCAUUGAUGAAACCAAUCUCUUUGAAAAGCUUGGCCUUCAGACUUUCAUCAAUUUAUCUACCAAUUUCUAUAACAGGGUGUAUGAUGAUGAGGAAGAGUGGUUUCGUUCAAUUUUCUCGAAUUCAAGUAAAGAAGAUGCCAUUAGGAAUCAAUAUGAGUUCUUUGUACACAGAAUGGGAGGGCCUCCUUUGUACUCACAGAGAAAAGGGCAUCCAGCAUUGAUUGGUCGCCACCGUCCAUUUCCAGUCACUCAUAAGGCUGCAGAAAGAUGGUUACACCAUAUGCAACUAGCACUGGACAGUGCUACAGACAUUGAUGAAGAUUCCAAAAUUAAAAUGAUGAACUUUUUCAGGCACACGGCAUUCUUUCUGGUAGCUGGAGAUGAGUUGAAGAAUCAAAACCAGGCUGUUGCAUGUAAGCAUGCUUCCAAUAAGCCAGCUGCAGCAUGAACUUAUACCAAAAUUGAUCAAAGAAUUAACAAUAAUGUACACUGAAUAUUUUCCUUAUGAUCAUUCAAUCAAUCAGAUUUGAGAAUAUAUGUUCUCAAUUCUAGAGGUAUGAGCAUAUCUAGCUGAAAAUGACAUACAAAGAUUAUCAGGCUCUACCUUUUCUGACCCUUCAUCAAAAUUCUGCAUAUAUGUUUCUGCAUCAUAUACACAACCAGAAGAAGAACAACUACUAUUAUUAUUGAAGCUUUUUUUCUUGUGCAUUUUGAGUCUCCUCCAAAAAGCUAGCCACUUAGGUGAAGAAGAAGCACAUGAUUCUCUUUGAUUGUAAUCUUUCCCAAGCCUAACACUUAUGCUUCUUGUUUUGUUCCAAUUCCCUUUCCCAAUUAUCCCCAUUGUUUUCUCCUCAAUAGCUUUGAGAUUUGCAUAUAAUUCAACAAACCUUUGGCCUUUUAUAGAUA
Molecule: messenger RNA, 1002 nt
Organism: Nicotiana tabacum (common tobacco)
Lineage: Eukaryota; Viridiplantae; Streptophyta; Magnoliopsida; Solanales; Solanaceae
Product: group 2 truncated hemoglobin 3-2
Biological process (GO): oxygen transport
Molecular function (GO): heme binding; oxygen binding; oxygen carrier activity
Source: RefSeq, a predicted model, not a curated record